Molecule: messenger RNA, 7120 nt
Organism: Diorhabda sublineata
Lineage: Eukaryota; Metazoa; Arthropoda; Insecta; Coleoptera; Chrysomelidae
Product: coronin-7
Exons: 16
Coding region: 245-3865 (1206 amino acids)
Molecular function (GO): protein binding
Source: RefSeq, a predicted model, not a curated record
GUUUGACCGACAGAAGUGUCAAGCUUUCCCGGUGAUGGGCGUAUAGAACGAAAGUUGAUUCAUUUUAAAUCAAUUUAAUAAUUCAAAUUACGCCCAAUUAUAGUUUAAGUACUAAUAUUAUUAAUUACUAUUAAGUAUAUAUAGUAGAACCAAAACUGAAGUAUAUUUAAUAAUAUUUAUCCUAUUUACAUAGUAUAUUCCUUAUUAGGUAUACAAAUUUUAUGUAAGUGAGAAAAUUUAAAUCAUGGCGUGGAGAUUUAAAGCGAGUAAAUACAAAAAUGCUGCCCCUAUUGUCCCUAAACCCGAAAAUUAUGUUCGAGAUAUCAGUGUGGGUUCCUAUCAAACUUAUGGAAACAAUAUUGCUGCUUCUGCUAAAUUCAUGGCAUUUAAUUGGGACCACUCGGGGUCUAGUUUGGCUGUGCUCCCCUUAGAUGAUUACGGCAGAAAAGGAAAAUUAUUACCUCUUCUGCACGCUCAUUCUGAUACUGUGACUGAUAUUUCUUUUUCGCCAUUCCACGACGGACUUUUAGCUACAGGUUCUCAAGACUGCUUAGUAAAAAUAUGGAACAUUCCUAAAGAAGGCUUACAAGAAUCGCUUAGUAAUGCAGAAUCUACUUUUUCUCAUAAACAACGUAGAGUAGAAUUAGUUGGUUUCCAUCCGACGGCCGAUUUUCUUCUUCAUUCCACUUCUUUCACUACUUUAACCUUAUGGGAUUUACUCACAGAACAAGAAUUGUUUUCAAAUUCUGAUGCCUCAGAAGUAAUCCAAUCUGUUAGUUGGAAAAGGGAUGGAACACUACUGGCUACCUCAGCAAAAGAUAAACAAGUACGAAUUGUAGACCCUAGAUUAGAAUCAUCCUGUAUAAAAUCGACAAAUUCCCACCCGGGAAUUAAAGAUUCCAAAGUAGUUUGGCUCGGUGAACAAAAUAAGAUUUUAACGACAGGAUUCGAUGCUCAGAGAUUAAGACAGGUGAUAAUUAGGGACCUUCGUAAUAUAUGCGAACCUGAAAAGACUUUAGAAUUAGAUUGUUCUACUGGUAUAUUGAUCCCGUUGUAUGAUGCUGAUACCGGUAUGCUCUUUUUAGCUGGAAAAGGGGAUACAACCAUUAUGUACAUGGAAGUGACCGACAAGGAUCCUUAUUUUAUAGAAGGUAUAAGACAUUCCGGGGAACAAACAAAAGGGGUCUGUUUAGUACCGAAACGUGCUUUAAAUAUAAUGCAGGGAGAAGUUAACAGAAUAUUGCAACUGACCAGUUCUUCCGUAAUUCCAGUGACUUAUCAAGUACCUAGAAAAACAUACAGGGACUUUCAUUCGGAUAUCUAUCCAGACACUCCAGGUUAUAUAACAGAACUAGUAUCGACUGAUUGGUUCCAAGGAAAAAACGUUCCUUUACAAAAAAUGUCUUUAGAUCCAGCCAAACGCGAAAAUGGAGAGGAACCAAUAGUCGUACAUAGGGGUAGUAUACAACAAAUGCGAGAAGACUACAACAAUCUUAAAUUGCAUUCUAAACCGGAACCACAAAAAACGAAAUCGACGCCACAAAAGGUUGAUCUUCAUCCUGUUAAGGGAUUGAUCAAGGAUUUCGAGAAGGAUAAUAAACAGAUCGAAGAAGAAAAUAAUGAUAUUAAUGCAAAAAUCAACGAUAAUGAAUUAGAAAAGAUAACUUCUAUAAUUCCCCCUAAACCUUUACCGAGGACAUCGAGAACAAGUUCAAUUUGUGAUUCCCAAUCAAUCGAUGAUGCUAAUGUACCUAAACCCGUUGCUAGACCUCGUACAAACAGUUGCGCCCCCGUUGUUACUUCUGUUAGCCCCAUCGCACCUGCCUCCGGUGGAUACAAGCCACGAUUGGGUCCGAAACCGUUUACCCCACCGAACCUCAACGACCCCGAAAACACUUUUUCUAAAGUAUUUUCAGUACCGGCUGUACCGACAACGAUAAAUCAAGAAAAAGAAGUACCGGAUGCAUCUAAUAUAAAAACCGAAGAAUCGAAUUUGAAAUCAGAAUCCGGUAACGGAAAAUCUGCUUCUAGUGGAGAAGAAGAAGCUAGCAGCGAUUCUGGCUACGUACCGAAAACUCCAAGUACCGCAGAACGUAGAAAAUUAUUCGAAAAAUCUAAUUCCAAAGAAAAUGAUCCGGAAGAAAUGGAUUCUGUUGAUUUCGAAAGGGGAUCAUUGCAGAGGGCUAGUAUCGCCGAAAGGAGAAAAUUGUACGAAAAUAGGUCUAUGACUGUACAAGAACAAGGUUCGGAUAAAAAGGAAAAUUCCCCGGUGAUGCUUAGACGAAAAGAUUCAUUAAAAAAUCGUAAAAAUACCGAUGAUGUUUUGAAAGAUGAUAACAAUAGAAAAAGUAUGCCGAUAGCUAAACAGCAAUCAAUGGAUCCGGUUGGAAUGAGGAAAUCGGAAGUGUCUGUACCAACACCAAAAAGAACCUCCACUGUUUUCGGUCGGGUUUCGAAAUUUAGACAUUUAAAAGGUACUCCGUUACACAAAUCGUUCCAUAUUGAAAACAUCAGGAAUCUAAGUAGACAAAUACCCGGUGAAUGUGAUGGAUUCCAAGCUAAUCCAGAAAGAGUGGCCGUACCUCUAAGCGGACCUGGAGGUAAAAUCGCCGUAUUCGAAGUAAAUAAAACGGGACGGUUACCGGACGGUGUAAUUCCCGCCUUAGUUCACGGUAACAACGUCAUGGAUUUCGCAUGGGAUCCGUUCGAUACGAAACGAUUGGCGGUCGCUUGCGACGACGGCGUCAUUAAAUUAUGGAGAAUUCCAGAGAACGGUCUUACGGAACAAACAAACGAAGCGGAUGAAGAAUUCAACGCUCAUUCCGAUAAAAUUUAUUUUGUCAAAUUCCAUCCAACGGCAAAGGACGUUUUAGCUUCCGGCUCCUACGAUAUGACGAUCAAAUUAUGGGAUUUGAGUACUUUAACGGAAAAAAUCGUGUUAAAAGGACACACGGAUCAAAUUUUCAGUUUCGCUUGGUCGCCGUGCGGUUCUUAUUGUGCGACAGCUAGCAAAGACAGUAAAAUCCGCAUAUACAAACCUCGAGCUAACGAAUAUCCAGUAAGGGAAGGUAAAGGUCCCGAAGGGAACCGAGGAGCCAGGAUCACUUGGGCUUUGGACGGUCAUUUUGUAGUAGCAACCGGUUUCGAUAAAGUAUCCGAACGACAGAUUUACGUUUACAAAUCGGACAAUCUCAUCAAUCCUUUGAAUACUAUCGGUUUGGACGUUUCUCCUGCUAUUCUGAUUCCCCAUUAUGAUGAGGACAGUUCGACUUUGUUCGUUACAGGAAAAGGCGAUUCGACUGUAUACGCUUUCGAAAUAACCGAAGAACAACCGUUCAUCUGUCCUUUGAGUCAUCACAGAUGCACUUCUCUGCAUCAAGGUUUAUCGUUUCUUCCGAAAAAUGUCUGUGAUGUAUCGAAUGUUGAAUUCGCCAAAGCUUUUCGACUUACCAAUAAUUCCAUUGAACCUUUGUCGUUUACGGUACCCAGAAUUAAGACGGAUCUCUUCCAAGACGAUUUAUUCCCCCCAACUAGGGUAACUUGGAGCCCGACAAUGUCCAGCUUGGACUGGUUCAAUGGAAAAGAGAAGCUACCACAAAAAAUAAGUUUGCAGCCCGAAGGAAUGGAAUUAUUAUCGGAAUCCCAGGGCCAGGCGAAUAGUGGUGCGGAAAGGACAAUAAAUAAAUCCGCAUCUAGUCCUUUUAUAGGUCUUAAUCAUGGUAAAGUCGGUUGGGACGUCGACGUCAGUGACGUUAAGAAUAAACAAGACGAAAUAAAAAGAUCAGUCAGCAAUAAAUUGCAAGUCAACCUGACCCUAGAGCAAGACACCAUGGAAGGGGUGGACGAGAAAGAAUGGUUGGAAUAAAAUACUGCAAAAAAAUUGACAAAAAAAUAGCUAAAUAUUAAUAUUAUAUUUAAAAUUUAUUCGAAAGAUGUUGUAUCCGGAGUAACAUUUUGUAAUAACUGAAAAACACUCACAGCCUGAUUCAUUUUUUCCUAUUUUAUAUUAAUUACAAUUAUCUUUCAUCUUUUUAUAUAAAAGGACAUUGUAGAUAGGUACAAUUUAAAAAAAAAAAUGGUUUGUUAUGGUUAUUUUUGGCAAAAGGACGAAAAGUGAAGAUAAAUGGCGCAGUCAGUAGGAUUUUCAUCAAAAUUUGGUAAAAUAUAUAAGUUUAUCACUUCAAUUAUGAAGGAACCAAUAUAUACUAAUAUUUAAUUUAUAAUAUUGUCAAUAAUUAGGGGAAAAUAUUCCGAAAUCCCCGUUAAAAUUGAGAAAAAUGAUUGGAAAAUGUGGUACAUACGUGAAAACACUGAAAUGACUCCAAAAUUUUUGGAAAAUCGUGAAAACCUGUAUAAUUGGUAAAAAAAUUAUGUAUACUAAAAUCAAGACAACUAUUUAAAAAAAUCAGAACGUCCCAUAACCAAAAAUAACAUAGCAACCGUUAAUUAGCAUUAAUAUCAAUAGUAAACAAAAAAAAUCAAUUAUAAGAUAAAUGCGGAAAAAAUCUUCGCUCAUACAAAGCUUUCUACUCUUAAAACAAAUUUCAAGAACCCCCCUGGUAUUUCACAGCUCAUUUAAUAUAACAAACAUAAAGAUCCCCUUCGUAUUUAUAUUCUAUCAAUCCCUAUAAAGAAUUCAAGGUCCCCCUUAUAUAGCAAAACACUGAAAUGUUUUUCGUCUAAUUUUUCAAAGAUUUAUUGUUCCACUUCAAGAUCCCCCUCGUAUUUCAAAGCUUUCUAUUCCUAUAACCAACUACAAUAUCCCCCUCGUAUUUCGUAGGUUUCAUAAAACAAAAUCAACGUACCCCUCGUAUAACAAAUAAUUAUUUUUUAAAUAUUUGAAGUUUUUCACAGUAUGUUUCGAUUAAUAUAAAACAAACUUCAAGAUCCCCCUGGUAUUUAAAAGCUUUCAAUCCAUAUUACAAAACUGAAGAUCCCCCUCGUAAUUUUAAUUUUUCAAUCCCCAUAACAAAAUUCAAUGUUCCCCUCGUAUAGUAAAACGCUGAAAUGUUUUUUUUUACUUUAUAUACAGUAUGCGCCUAAACUUAUAUAAUCAAUUUCUUCUUUUUUAUAUAAAUAUUUAUAUAUGUAUAUGAAAUUAGCUUCGUGUAUUCUUAAAGAAAAAGCAAUACGUGGAAAAAUGUAGUUUUUAAGGUAUAUUAGAAAUGGAAGUAAGAUUUUUUCCGUAUAUCAAAUUUCAAUUCAACUGCUUUUCAUGAUUUUUUUCUGUCAUAAUUUGACAUAAUCACAAAAAAAAAUCAUACGACGUCUAGUCAGUUGACAAAUGCUUUAAUUAUGGUAAAUGUUUGAUCUCUACUUUGAGCUUCUCUAAUAACCAUUCGAAAUAAUGAAAAUUUUUUUGUGGAAAUGUUUUUGAUAAGCAGUUGGUGUGCCAAAAAGAAAACGACCAAUUGUUUUUAGUUUUAUAUACGUGCUCAAUAUUUCCAAUAACGUAGUGACCUAUUUGUAUUUGUUUUUCCAAAAUAAGUGGUGUAUGAGGAAAGUAAUAAUAUUUGGCAACGUUGUACGUGGUGAAAACAUUGAAAUCACCAAAAAAUUUGAAUAACUCUUGGAAAUAUGAGGAGAAGUUUAAUAAAGAGGGAACAUUUUUGAAAAUUCUGUGAAGUAAUUGGAAAAAUUGUUGAGAAGUUGAUUGAAAAAAUUUUGGCUGGAAAAUUCGAUAAAUUUUGAAAAUGAAAAGCUUCUUGUAAGAUUCUGAUAUUCAAUAAAUUUGAAAACUGCCAAAAAACUCCUAAAAUUCAUGCAAAUUUGAACAAAAUAAUUCAUGAAAACCUUGAGAAAAGUUGAAAAAUUAGUAAUUAUCGGAAAAUAGUUGGAAUGGGAAAAACCCUAAAAUAUGUGGGAAAUGUAGAAAAUCAUUAGAUUUCACUCGAAAUAUUGGGAAAAUGUCGAAAAUGAGAAACUCUGGAAGUUUCUGAAAUUCGAAAAAAUUUCAAACCACAACAUAAAAAUCAAAAUUUGCCGAAAAACUAAUAAAAUUCAUGGAAAUUUGAAUAAAAUAACCUUGGAAAAUGUGGAAAUUUUGAAAAUUUCGUAAAAUUAAGAGAAAUACUUAAAAAUUGAGGGAAAACCUACACUUUGUGGAAAAUGGUGGGAUUUUGGCUGAAAAAUUGGAAAAGUGUGUAAAACGGGAAGCUCUGGAAUGUUCUGUAAUCCGAAAAAUUUGAAAUUCCUAACAAAAAAAUUAAUGUGCUGACAUCCUCAGAAAAUUAAGAGAAAUAUGGUAAAUUUGGAUAAAAUAAUUCAUAAAAAACUUGGAAAAUUGAUGAAAAUAUAUUCGAAAAUUCCGUAAGAUAUAGAAAAUUGAAAAGCGUGUUUGGAAAGUUAAAAAAAUGUGAAAUUUGAAGGAUAAACUGAAAGAUACAGAAACAGGAAAAAAACCAUUGAAUUUUACCGGAAAACUAAUAAAUUUCAUGGAAACUUGGAAGAAAAUAAUUCAUAAAAACCAUGGGAAAAGCUGGAAAAUUAGGAAAUAUAUUUGUAAAAUUAGGAGAGGACCCAAAAUAUGUCAAAAAAGGAAAAUUAAUGAAUAUAUAUCUAAAAAUUGGAUUGAAAAAUCUCCUAAAACAAUUGGAAAAUUGAGAGAAAUUAAAAAUCCAAGAUAUAUUUUUCUAUUAAAUAUAAACAUAACCUCAUUGUUCUUGGAAACCCAUACUAUUUGAAAAAUUUGACAACGUUGUACAAAAUUACUUUUUUCAAGACAUGCACCGAUUUUUAUAGUAUAAAACCCAUAUAUAUUCAUAAAAACCGAUCAAACAUCGUUUUGUAAAAAAUAUAUUUGGGUCACUGAUGAAUUCAAUGUAUUUUGAUAUAUUUUUUUUAGUCUUUAAGUACUUUAUAUUGAAUAUUUUUUACAGUGGGACAACAAAAUGUUCUCUUUUUAUAUAUAUACAAAAAAAACAAUCUAUAAAGUACCGAAAAAGUAUUUUCUUUUUCGAAAACUUUAAUAGUAGCGUAGUAAUUUUAACCCACGGUAUAUAUACACACUAAAAAAAUUUUUAUUUAUUUAUACGUGUACUUUUUUACUUAAAUUAAUGUUGUGAAUGUAGUAAUUUAAUAUUAAAACACUCAUAUAGUAAUAAAUUAUUUCUACCCCUUU